Molecule: messenger RNA, 1135 nt
Organism: Podospora pseudocomata
Lineage: Eukaryota; Fungi; Ascomycota; Sordariomycetes; Sordariales; Podosporaceae
Exons: 2
Coding region: 374-826 (150 amino acids)
Source: RefSeq, a predicted model, not a curated record
UCCAAUCUGUCUGUUGUCUCAAAAGCAUCUAUGUGUGAUAAAUCAUCUCCAUGUUCUGAGCUACCCCUGGCAGGAAGAUCUUGAUCGAUCACUGGGCUGACACGCAGGUCUCAUGAGUGGCCGGUUGGGUGGGUUCAACACCAGAAACCACCCGUCACACCAGUCUCACACCCACACCAUGAAGUAGAGAUGACACGACCAGCGGCGCAGCCCGCUUCUCCAGCAACAUGACACCAAUUCAAUAUUGCUUUACUUUCACCUGAACCUUCCCUCCAAAAGUUAUAAGACGAGCCAUCGUGUCGACCAUCUCAUCUCCCCUUCUUCUCCCCAGACCCCAGCAAAAAAAAAAAAAAGCCCCUUCCAAAAAACAAAAAUGGCCUUCUUCAAACUCCUCCUCAAGCUUUUCAAGCGCAAGCAAUCCAAAGACGCCAAGAAGAAAAAGGACAAAAAGAAUAAGCAACAACAGCAAUUCGUCGCCGUCCAACAGCCCGUCCCCAUCCAGCAGUCCAUCCAGGGCGGCAAGGUGACCUAUGUCCAGCCUGUUCACCACCAGCAGCAGCAACAAUACGUCCAAGUCCCCGUUGUCCAGCAGCAACAGCAAUAUGUCCAGGUCCCCGUCCAGCAGCAGCAGCAGGCCUUCAACCCCCAGGCGGCGGCCAACAAAGUCAUGGCGCAGCAGAUGGCUGGGUACGCCAAUGGCAUGACGGGGAAUAAGAUCCCGCAAAAGUAUGUCAACCAGGGCGCGGCUUACGCGGCGGGGUAUAUGGGGAAACAGAAGGCUCCUGCCCAGGCCCAGGCCGGCGGUUACUACGCCGUGGCUGCUUAAAAUCUCCAUGACAACCCAAACAUGACUGAUGCGUGAUGAGAAGCAAGGCGUUUUGGGAAUUUGUUUCAGCGUUCAGCAAGGCCGAAACGUGAUAAUAAUACAUCAUAAUUAUUUUAUAGACAGCAAAAAAACCAAAAAAAAAAAACCCAAAAUCCCGCCCCACGAUAUCCAAUAUGUGAUCAUGCCCAAUACAUACCACCAUCCCCAUCCUUUGGCACAUCCCUCCAUUCAAAACCCAAACACAGGUAGAUAUCAUCACUCAUUCCACAUCCCAUACAGCUGAACUCCCCAACGCCCCCCUUUCCCCAC